Molecule: messenger RNA, 6376 nt
Organism: Toxotes jaculatrix (banded archerfish)
Lineage: Eukaryota; Metazoa; Chordata; Actinopteri; Toxotidae
Product: exostosin-1a-like
Exons: 11
Coding region: 1010-3241 (743 amino acids)
Cellular component (GO): membrane
Molecular function (GO): glycosyltransferase activity
Source: RefSeq, a predicted model, not a curated record
UCCUGGUGGGACUGCCGUGCCGCUCUGCCUGGCUCGCAGCCUCUACAGCACCUCUUGUUUUUGUGUGUGUAUGUGUGUGUGCGUAUAUGUGUGUGUGUGAGAGAGAGAGAGAGCCACCGCUUCAAUACUUUACACGACUGGAAAAAAUUAUGGAGAAAUUAGCCUUUCGGCUUCGUGGGGAGAGCGUGAUAUUGGCAGUGGACGAAUGAAGAGACAUGGUUGUAGACGGAGGAGAGAGGCUGCUUGGCUGUCUUUACUUCCAACCAGCGUUAAAGCUACUUUGAUGCGACCGCUUAGCUAACAAGCUAACUGGGAAUGUUUUCAGAAACUAGCCAGGUAGUUAGCUUGCUAGCUAGCUAAAUCGGCUGGAGAAAUUCGCUGUAAACGUUUAGCAAACAGGUGUUAUUAUACUUUUAUUUGUCGGUACGUUUAGUGAAAGAAUUGCGGCAGCUUUGUAGACUAUACGCUGAAUGUUCGGAGCUCCGGUGGCCCCUUGGUAGCUAAUUUCCAGCAGGGACAAUAGUUAACUGUCCAGGCAACAAGUCUGGUGCACACUGCUGCUUAACAGACUUAAGAUUGUACUGUUUUUGUGCAGUGUUGUUAUUAGUUACUGUGCGGCUCUGGUUAGCGAGAAAGUAGUAUUCUACGUUAAAAUGAACAUUCAGGGCAAAGUAAAGGUAGCUUUAUACAAAGGAAAGUAGGGAGCCACUUCAGAUGCCCACAGUGGAGUGGAUCGGGUCACUCUGUUGUUUAGGAGAACCUGUUGUCAGUUAAUCGAUACAACUAUUGACGAGGAGACGAGGUGGAUGAACAUUAUAAAUCGCCCACAUGCGUUGGAUCAGUUCCCGGACUUGUGAAAGGCAUCUGAAGCAGAAGGUGGGAGACGUGAGCGCACAACCCUUGCAGCCCGGGGGAAGAUGGCGGAGCGUUCCCGGAGGAGGUGGUGAAACCAAAACUUGGGGACUACUUGGAUUUAUCGCAAGACAUCUUAUCACAGAUCGUAGGACACAUGCAGGCCAAAAAACGGUACUUAAUUCUGUUCUCCGCCGGUGCGUGUCUCAUUCUGUUGUUUUGUUUUGGGGGGAUACAAGUCCCGCUUUCCAGACGGGGACCCAGCCGGCGUGAUGACCGCAGCCUCACCGGUUAUCACACCGGCGCUCGGUGGCGUCGCUUCCCGGGGUACCUGCAGCCUUUCAGCUCCUGGGAGCAAGAUCGGGGCGAUGAUCACAAUGAACACAUAUCUCCUAGGCAGAAGAGGGACGCUAACUCAGGCGUUUACACUGGGAAACGCUGCAGAAUGGAGUCCUGUUUUGAUUUCUCCCUGUGUGAGAAGAAUGGAUUUAAAGUUUACGUCUAUCCCCAGCAGAAAGGGGAGAAGAUGUCAGAGAGUUAUCAGAACAUUUUGUCCUCUAUUGAAGGGUCCAGAUUCUACACACCUGACCCAGGGCAGGCGUGCCUGUUUGUCCUGAGUUUGGACACGCUGGACCGGGACCAGCUUUCACCCCAGUAUGUGCACAACCUGAAAGCAAAAAUCCAGAGCCUUCCUCUGUGGAAUGGGGGCAAAAACCACAUCAUCUUCAACUUAUACUCCGGCACCUGGCCAGACUAUACGGAAGACCUCGGCUUCGACAUUGGCCUUGCCAUGUUGGCUAAGGCCAGCAUCAGCACCGAGAACUUUCGGCCUAACUUUGACGUUUCUAUUCCUCUUUUCUCCAAAGACCAUCCUAGGACAGGAGGGGAAAGAGGCUACUUGAAACAUAACACCAUUCCCCCGUAUAGGAAGUACAUGCUUGUGUUUAAGGGGAAGAGGUACCUAACUGGAAUAGGUUCAGACACUAGGAACGCUUUAUAUCAUGUUCAUAACUCAGAGGAUGUGGUCCUCCUCACCACCUGUAAGCAUGGGAAAGACUGGCAAAAGCACAAGGAUGCACGCUGUGAUAGAGACAACGCAGAAUAUGACAAGUAUGACUACAGAGAGAUGCUGUACAACUCCACAUUCUGUCUGGUACCUCGAGGACGACGGCUGGGUUCCUUUCGCUUCUUAGAGGCUUUGCAGGCAGCUUGUGUGCCCGUGAUGCUAAGUAAUGGCUGGGAGCUUCCCUUCUCUGAGAUCAUCGACUGGAAUACGGCAGCUGUGAUUGGGGAUGAAAGGCUGCUACUACAGAUCCCCUCAACAGUGCGCUCCAUCCACCAGGAUAAGAUCCUGUCCCUGAAACAGCAGACCCAGUUCCUGUGGGAGGCUUACUUCAACUCUGUGGAGAAGAUAGUACUUACCACCCUGGAGAUCAUCCAGGACCGGGUGCUGCAGCACACCUCAAGGAGUAACCUCAUGUGGAACAGUCUGCCUGGAGGUCUUUUCACCCUGACGCAGUACUCUACAUACCUGGGAGACUUCCCUUUCUACUACGCUAAGCUGGGUAUCAAGCCAUACCCCAAGUUUACAGCGAUCAUUCAUGUGGUGACCCCCCUGGUCUCCCAGUCUCAGCCAGUCAUGAAGCUGCUUAUGGCUGUGGCCAAAUCCCAGUACUGUGCUCAGGUGAUAGUUCUGUGGAAUUGUGACAAACCUCUUCCUGCCAAGCACCGCUGGCCUGCCACGUCAGUCCCUGUCAUUGUUAUAGAAGGGGAAAGCAAGGUGAUCAGCAGUCGUUUUCUGCCCUACGACACCAUCCCCACUGAUGCUGUCCUCAGUCUGGAUGAGGACACCGUGCUCUCCACCACAGAGGUGGACUUUGCCUUCACAGUGUGGCAGAGUUUCCCAGACCGCAUUGUUGGUUACCCAGCCCGCAGCCACUUCUGGGACAGCAACAAGGAGCGAUGGGGCUACACUUCCAAAUGGACCAACGACUACUCCAUGGUGCUGACUGGGGCUGCCAUCUAUCACAAAUACUACCACUACUUGUACACCACUUACCUUCCAGUCAGUCUGAAGGCUAUGGUUGACCAGAUGUCAAACUGCGAGGACAUUUUGAUGAAUUUUCUGGUGUCGUCAGUCUCUAAACUACCACCCAUCAAGGUCACCCAGAAGAAACAAUACAAGGAGACCAUGAUGGGACAGAGCUCCCGGGCGUCUCGCUGGGCUGACCCGGACCAUUUUGCCCAGCGUCAGACCUGCAUGAACAAGUUUGCCAGCUGGUUUGGCACCAUGCCCCUGGUCCACUCUCAGAUGAGACUGGACCCAGUCCUGUUCAAAGACCAGGUGUCCAUACUGCGGAAGAAGUACAGGGAUAUCGAGAGACUAUAACCUUCCAGAGCCCCCCCGCUCUCUGGACACUACAAAGAAAGAGCGAGGGGGGCGGACACGUAGAGAAAUGCAGAACCUUUCCGUGAUUGCAUGGAUGGAUCAGUGGAGACGCAAAUGGGAUUGGGUAGAAGGGGAGAGGAGGAAAAGAAACUCGAACAGAAGAGGAGAACAACACAUCCAUUGGUCUCCUCUGUUAUGUCCUUCCUCCACUUCUCCUCUCUGCCCUUUCUCUUAUGUGUAUCUGGGGGACAUCUGAGCGUACAGGUCCCGCUGUAUACACUAUGACUACCAAUAACUGAAGGACACCUGAGGACUUUAAAGUGCUCGACUUCGAACUAAAGUGGUGAAAUUCAUGGAGCUGGAGAUCACAGCUUGCUGCUUCAGUGUCCCACCAGUGGCAAACCACUCCCAACUCCAUCCCCACUGAAAGAGACAGUCUGUUCUGCUCUGUACGCUAUGCACAGGUUCCUGAAAGUUUUUUGCUGACAGAAUAUUAUUGAUAAUUAUGACGAUGAAGAGGAUAACACUAUUUUGGAUUGUGUUUAGCUAUUUUUUUUAUACAGUGAAUGAAUGGCCUACUACUCUCUCUGUAUUGUCUUAAUUAAAACCAAUAGCAGGGUGGGUGAAAAGAGGAAUGACAACCCCUCAACCAUUGAUGAUCUGAUAUUCACAGUGCCUCAAGUUUAUCUAACGGCGUUGGGAUGUGGGAGUCUGAGAGAAAGGCAUGGUGCAGAUUAAGCACCUUGAUCUUGCUGCUUUCUGUUUUGUUUUCAUGGUUUGUGAUUUUCUUUAUAAUUGAUGAAAUGAUGGAUCUUGUCGUAAAUUCUUCAGGUCAGCGUUCGCAUUUUUUCUUUGCUGAAGUGUAAUGAAAAUGUAUUCUUAUUCAGCUGAACAAACUAAAUUGUCAUGAUGUGCCAUUCUGAACCUUUUUGUUCCUGGUGAAACUACAACAGAGUUACACAACUAGUUAGAUUUCACAGAAUUUGCAAUGUGGGAAUAGAUACCCGUAAAUGCAGACAAAGAACUCAAAGGAACUCUGUAUUUUCAUUUUAACAAAAAGUCUUCAUGUCUCUUUUUAUUUGUAAAGGCUCAUAUGUCAAGCUAGAAUCAGUACUUGAAUAUGUGCUGGCCGGAAGAACAAUAUAGGAUCAUAUGAUCUGCCAAUGGUCUGUUUGAAUCACAAACCACUGUGAAAGCCAGGGAAUGGAUCUUUUUGGGCUGAUUUAACAAGGGAUGUGUAUAUGGUCAUUGUCUGUGUCAUAGACCCAAUUUCAUUUUGUCAAGUGACAAGUUUGGCUGUUGCCCAGGCUGACAAGUAAUUGACAAGGCUAACACUGUUUUCAUCCGAGUGACUUACUUACUGUCAGAGUAGGAGUUGGCAUCAUACUAAGUAGACAAAUGUAUUUUUCCCACUUGUUAUAAAGAAACAGGACCAGAUCAACAAAAAUUCUCACCAAGCAUUUGUGAUACUGUUUAAAAGGCAUAGGGACGAAAUUUGCACCUUUGUGGAGAUUCGCUCUGUUGAGUAAUUCUCUUUAACAUAAAUACAUAUAAUUAGAAGCCUUUCAUUUUCCUUUCUAUUUACAGAAUGCUAAUUUGUAUUUCUGAUAAUCACAGAUUUAAACAGAUAUUCAUCUCUAACAGAUUCAGAUUGGCAGUGCACUAUUGUGAUUGGGCCACAUUCAAGAAGCAAAAUGUAAAACCAGGAUGCUGAGAAAUUAGUUCCAUAAUUCAAUAUGUUUCAUCUUUAUCACUUUCUCUGUGUUAGUCUUCUAAAUCUGAGACACAUAUCUCAUUUGCUGUAAAUUUGUUCAUUGACUGCCAAGUGUCAGUAGAACAUUAAAUUGGGUUCAUGCAGAUGGAUCAAUAGGCUAAUUGGCUUAAACAAAUUCUACAUGAUUGGUUCCAUUAGUAGUAAAGCUUCAUUUUUUUUUUUUUUUUUAAUUUUAAUCUUGAUAUGUCAUAUCAGAUUCUCUGAAUAUGCAUGUAAUUUGAUCAACCUCUAAUAUGUACCUGUGUCUUUAAAUCACUGUGCAUCAACAAGUUCAAAUUUAACUGUCCUUGAUGUUUCCCUGAAAACUAAAGCCAGCAGCAUUUCUGUAUGAAAUCUAACCACGCCUGCCCCCGGAUCUUCCCUCGGAAGCUUCAUUUUUGUGGAAGAUAAAACAAUCAUUUCGGCGUGCUUCACAGUCCUUCACAGACCCCGAUGUGUGCCAAUAGAUCAUUUGUGGUUUUGUUUGUUUUUUCAUUUUUCAUUUUUUCAUCUGACAUGAGGAAAUGCCAUGCCUUCUCAUAUUUAUUUGGUUCACUAAAGUAUUUUCUGUUUAUCUGAGAAAGUAAGAAAAUGUGUGAGAAAGAGGAGGGACGACGUUUAUGUGUGACAGACUUGAGAAAUCAGCCGAGCAGGACGCUGCAUGGUGUUUUUCACUUCUGAGAAUGUGCUAUCGGCUUGACAGCAAACAAACAAUCCUAGUAUUACUAAAAACGUGGCUAUCAAGACAACAGAAUAUGGUGGUGAACACAUUUCAGAAAUGAACUUGGUGCAAUAUUUAAGAUGACAUUUUCUUUAUCUCUUCUCUUCCCUUGUGUUGCUGUUUCAGAGGGCAGGGAGUUAUAAAUUGAUGUGCCUUCAGAAGAAAUUUCCCCCAUCUGCCUAGUGCAACAAACAGGUCCCUGUUUUCAUUUCAUAGUAGGUUUUUUUUGUUUGUUUUCUUUAUCAAUAUCCAGUUACACAUGAUGGCUCCCCAAUGAUGUUGUUUAACACUGGAAUGCUACUAAGACUUAUCACCACACCUCUGAUACUGACAUUCCUGCCUUUUCUGUUAUAGGAUCAUUUUUCAAGGUCUUGUUAGACUCGUACUGACACAUGCACUGCCUUGUAUUAUUAUACUUGCGAGGGUCCCAAUAGCCCCCUCUUCCUGGUUGUCACAAGUAUAGUAAUACAUGUAAUGCACAUAUAAUUCUCACAUACACACACACAGUAUUUAUCAGACAGGAUUGUGUCUCAAAUGAAUCUCUGCCUGCUUCCUUCAUUCUCUUCUGUAACUGCAGACCUAAUUUUAUAGAGAUUGAAAAUGGAAAGAUAAAGGAAAAAUCACAAUUUUGUAAAAGAUUUUAUAAAAACAAAACAAAAAA